Molecule: messenger RNA, 2297 nt
Organism: Sander lucioperca (pikeperch)
Lineage: Eukaryota; Metazoa; Chordata; Actinopteri; Perciformes; Percidae
Product: leucine-rich repeat neuronal protein 4
Exons: 2
Coding region: 148-849 (233 amino acids)
Molecular function (GO): protein binding
Source: RefSeq, a predicted model, not a curated record
GAGGGCAGAAAGAAGGAGGUGAUUGUUGGGGAGAAGAGAAACAUAAAAGGAGGAGAGAGCAAGAGAGGCAGCAAGUGGAGGAAAAACGAAGAGAGAGGAGCUCACUCACCUUUUCAUAAAGAUUACAAACUUGCAAACAACAGUACGAUGGCUGCCAGAAGGCAUCUUCCUUUCCCCCUGGUGAUCAUUUGCCUGGUUCUCAUCAGAGGUUACUCUAAUCUGCCAACAACAUCACAAAUGGCAGGGACGAAUCCAAUGAGACCUCUGACACCGACCGAGGAUUACUUUGACUAUGAAGACCGAUACACCCAUGCUGUACCCAGUACAGUGACUCCAUAUGGAGGGACCUCUGACAAAUGCAAGUACAAUCCCUGUCUGGAGAGUCAGACCCCCUGUGCUGAUCUGGCAGCCUCCAGCGGCUGCACGUGUCGAGGGUCCACUUUACAUAAUCAACUUCCGUUGGCUCCCGAGCUGAAAUCAGUGUCCUGGAACGGAUCAGAGGUUGUACUUCAGUGGUGUGCACCUUAUUCAUAUGUCACAGGUUAUAAAGUGACAGUAGUGGGGGAAGACAAGCAGAUGUUUGGGAAGGACCGAAGGAGCGGCGGAGUGGGAGACGUGGACACCAUCGCAGAGGUUUGUGUGGUGGCGGUGAAUGAUGUUGGAAACAGUACGCCGUCCUGUUUGACGUACCAGCCCAGUGACAGAAGUCUGCCUCUGAAAGCAGGUCUCAUUGGGGGAGCUCUGGGCUUCCUUCUGCUCCUCUUGCUGGCUGUCCUGCUCUGGAGGCACAAGAGGCAACGGAAACAGGAGGCCAGCAUUUCUAUGCAUGACACAGCUGAGACAGAGUGAACAGAAAACAGACGCUCGGGGAUAAGACUCUGUCCCAUGAGACUCCUCAGCGUCAUCAUAGUUAAUUAUAUUAUAUUAUAUAUUUUAACAUCUGAGUUUUUUUGUAUAAAGAGGUUUUAAAGAUGUUUUUAUUGUAUGGAAUACAAUGAAAAUAUCAAUAUAUUUAUACCAGAGACAACAGCUGAUGGGUACAAAGGUUCAAUGAUUUUGAAUAUUUUGAUAUUAUCAGUGGUCAUGUUAGAAUAACUUCACUAGGGUUAGGUAGCAGUUGUUGACAUGUCAAAACAUACUGUAUGGAGAAAAUGCGUAUGGUGGUGUUACGCUUUCUUUGAAACUCUCUGUGAGAGUUUCUUAUUUUAUGUAUUUAAUUAAAGAGUGAAUGGAUUUAUUAUGGUUCUAAAGACUGAAAGUGAAUGAUGUGCUGUAUCAUGUAGGCCUAAUGAACAGUAUUUGGUUUGUUGUUGUAAGUCUUAUACAUGUUAAGAGUUUGAUUUGACAGGUUUCUUUAAACUAAUGCAAGUUUGGAAAAACAAACUGAAGUCUACAGCACACAAAACAAGACUGACUGUUUAAACUGAUACACUGUAUAUGUCUGUUAAAGGCCUGACUAUUUAACUCAAGUAAAACAUUCCCUUAGUUGCUAAAAUGUGUAGUUAUUUAACAACUGUGGGAUGGGUGUGUUUUUCCAUCUGUCUCAGUGUCGGAAGUUGUGUCAGCGUACUGGAUGAGCACAAGUGUUCAGUGCUGUUUUUCCAGCUGUCAUACAAUAGCCUUUUCAGCGGAUAUGGAUUUUGUAAGGCUUGUGUCAUUCCAGCUGAGACUUCAUCCAGCACUGAACUGGUAAGAAGCUUCAGGCUUUUUUUUUUUUUGCAUUAAGGUGAAAAGAAGAAGAAAGUCCAAUAUUUAAAUCCUCCCCAGUUUAUCUCAUGUUCAAGCCUCCAUCUGCAUGUCUCGCAGCCAUGUUAUAAUUCCUUUUUGCUCUGGCUGCUGCCACAGAGUUGUUCCAAUGCUCCUGGCGUCUUUCUUAUUCCAACUGCACUGUACAACUUACAUCGCACAGAGCUGCAUGGAAGUCAAAUAACAUCUGUAAUUUGGAGACAUACAGAUUGUUCAUUUCAGUCACUGAAAUGGCCUCAAGAUGUUGCUUUUAUGACACAUAUAUUCAGCCUGAGUGCAGUUGUUCUCAAGGGGGAGGGGGGGGGGGGGGGGGCUUGAAAUAAAUGGAACAGUAUGAGACGGAAUGCAUAAACAUGGGCAUACAAUAUCAUGUGGUGUUAGCAGUCUGUUUUAAAUAACAUGUAAGAUAGGCUACUUAAAAAGCAUGCAGGUUUGACAAGAACUACAAGCAGAGCAGUGCUGUGGUGAUGGUACUAGAACAGUACAUGUACUUAUUUCAAAAUGAAUGUGGUAUGGCUUUUUUAAAUAAACUAUUUUUAAGAGACUUUGAA